AUGUCAACGUCCGUGGAGGUGAUGUCGACGUCAUCAUGCCCCAAAGCAUCAACAAAUGCUUCCCCGCUAGCUUCAACCUCCACUUCAUCAGGUGCCACAAAUGGACGUUCAACUAGUGGCUUGGGAUCAUCAUUACCUCCAGAUUACGCAACAGUUACAUCACUCCGAUCAACACAUUCACAAAUGACCAACGGCAUAAGUGUUGAGCUAGUUGUAGCGGCUCAGGUAUUCAUCUAUCGUUCUUCGAAACUUCACCAAAGCAUUUGA
Messenger RNA from Auanema sp. JU1783, 267 nucleotides. NCBI's taxonomy places the organism in Eukaryota, Metazoa, Nematoda, Chromadorea, Rhabditida, Rhabditidae. The record is from the annotation of a GenBank genome assembly.